AUGGGUUUCCGGGGUCCCGCCGCUGCUCUGUGGACCCCUUCGGCCCCUGGUGCUCCGGGCGCUGGCAGCGUCACCGGACAAAGGCCACCGAGCGCGGGGGUGUCCCCGAGGUGGACGCGCGGGUUUACUUCCUCUCCGGCCCCACGGGCGCGCUUCCCUCCUGACGGAUUCCGAAGCCCGCCCCAGCACCGUCACCGCACCAGUGGCCCAGGCUUCGUGGGACCAACAGGGCUAAUCCUGCCCUGCGGAUCUAAUCCGGAUCGGGACCCGGUCCCAGGGGAGGCCCCCACCUCCCCUUCUAUUGUUCUGGGGCCCAGGUAUCAAGAGAAGAAAACCGGCAAUUGUAUCAGAGUGCGCAUUUAUUGGGCAUAA
Molecule: messenger RNA, 372 nt
Organism: Pongo pygmaeus (Bornean orangutan)
Lineage: Eukaryota; Metazoa; Chordata; Mammalia; Primates; Hominidae
Product: collagen alpha-2(I) chain-like
Exons: 2
Coding region: 1-372 (123 amino acids)
Source: RefSeq, a predicted model, not a curated record